AUGGCGUCCCGGUGCAGCCUCUCCGCUUUAUUUACCUCCCAGAAUGAGCUGGAUAUCGGCUUAGAGGAGGCCCAAACACCGCAGGAGAAAGAGGAGCUUGUGCUUAAGUAUUUGAGGAAGCUAGACGAGAGACAGGACCUGAAGAUACCGGAUUUCCAAACGGGCUUGGAAUGGCUGAACACAGAGGGGCCUCUGUCUUUGACCGGGGAUCUGGCUGGAAAAGUGGUGCUGCUGGACUUCUUCACCUACUGCUGCAUCAACUGCAUGCACAUCCUUCCUGAUCUGCACCAGCUCGAGAAGAAACAUUCCGUCGAAGAUGGAUUGGUUAUUGUUGGUGUACACUCUGCCAAAUUCCCAAAUGAAAAGGUCUUUGACAAUGUUCGCAGCGCCGUCCUCCGCUAUGACAUCUGCCACCCGGUGGUGAACGACAGCGAGGCGAGCCUCUGGCAUGAGCUGGAGGUGUCCUGCUGGCCCACGCUGGUCCUGAUCGGACCACAUGGCAACCUGCUUUUCUCCCUGGUGGGCGAAGGCCACCGGGACAGGCUGAUGCUCUUCACUGACUGCGCCCUCCGUUACUACAGGGAGGAGGGCUUUCUGAAGAACCACAAAGUGGGAAUCAAGCUGUACAGAGACUCCCUGCCACCCAGCAUCCUGUCUUUUCCUGGAAAGGUGGCUGUUGACAACAGCAAGAAACGACUGGCCAUAGCUGACACUGGGCAUCACCGGAUUCUGGUGGUGUCCUCUACCGGACAGCUGUCGCAUGUCAUAGGAGGGCCAGAAAGUGGGAGACAAGAUGGGGACCUGUCUGAAGCUUCCUUUAACUCCCCUCAGGGUGUGGCCAUUAGGGGGGAGACGGUGUACGUGGCCGACACAGAAAACCAUCUAAUCCGAAAGAUUGACCUGUUGGAGGGAAGAGUCAGCACGCUCGCUGGCACAGGAGUUCAAGGCACAGACAAAGAGGGUGGAGCUUCGGGACCCCAGCAGCCAAUCAGCUCGCCUUGGGAUGUGAUUCUCGGCACUGCCGGCGGGGUGGAAGAUAACGUGCUGUGGAUCGCCAUGGCAGGGACCCACCAGAUCUGGGCUCUGUUUCUAGCAGAUGGAAAUCUGCCCAAAGGAAGUGUGUUGAAGGCGGGAACGUGCGUGCGAUGGGCCGGCAGCGGCAGCGAGGAGAACCGAAACAACUCCUACCCCCACAAGGCGGGCUUCGCUCAGCCUUCAGGCCUGGCUCUGGCCCCGGAGGAGCCCGGGGGCUGCCUGUUCGUGGCCGACAGUGAAAGCAGCACCAUCCGCACCCUCGCGCUGAAGGAUGGAGGUGUCAAGCUGCUGGUCGGGGGAGAGCGAGACCCGAUGAACCUCUUUGCUUUCGGGGAUGUAGAUGGGAAAGGGGUGGAUGCCAAGCUGCAGCAUCCCCUCGGUGUGGCCUGGGCUCCGGAACAAAGCCUGCUCUAUGUGGCCGACUCCUACAACCACAAGAUCAAGGUGGUGGAUCCGAAGACAAAGCAGUGUUGCACAUUAGCAGGGACGGGAGAGGCUGGAGAUGCUCUGGGCCCCGAAUUUGACAAAUCAUGCUUCAACGAACCCGGAGGAAUCUGUGUUGGCCAGGACGGGAAGCUUCUAUACAUCGCGGAUACCAACAACCACCAAGUCAAAAUCCUGGACUUGGCCUCCAAGACUGUCUCACUGUUCCCCAUGUCCAUGGACUGCACGGACUCGGCACCUUCCCGACCUGCCAAAGCCCCCACGCUGCCUAAGUCCGCCGUCAGGAAAGCAAUGCCACCGGUAGCGGUGUCUGCGGGCCAGUCUCUCGUCCUGUCGCUCAGCCUGUCCCUCCCAGAAGGAACCAAACUCACCGAGGAGGCCCCCAGCUGCUGGGCCCUCUCGGCCGAGGGUAACGAGUGGCUGCUUGACAACAAGGUGGUUACGGGUGACAUAUUGGAUCUGUCCAGGCCCCUCUGCGUCUCAACCAAACUUCCAGCUGUUGUUAAGGACUCCACCGGCGAGGCAAGCCUCACUCUGGGGGUAUGGAUGUACUACUGUAUAGAGGCAGGUCAAGCCUGUACCAUGAAAGCAGUCUCCUUCACUCAGCCUCUACAGAUAAGUGCCAGUCCCGGAGAGGAAGAGCUCACCGUGGCUUUGGAUCAUGCCUUCUAAAACUUCUCCCUUGGUCCAAACAGCCGGAGAAUCCACUUUUCUUUUAAAUGUCAGGGCUUAACUAAAACAAAGAUUGUUUGUACCGGAGCCGUCGCUUUUAUCAAAAAUGCAUUUGGUACAAACCAGAUUUUUCUGCAUUAUUUCAUUUCGGACCGCUCCGAAGCUCCUUCUCCAAAUUGUAAUGCAUCACUGCUGUAAUGUUGUUUACUGUGCAUGACGGUUAUUGAUGGGAAUGCAAAUAGAUUUAUCCCCGGGCAUUUUUACUGAAGGCUGAACGGCAAACACAACAGCAGGCUAAAAAAAACACUACACUAUAUAUUUAUACAGCGAAUUUCCUAUUGGUUAAGUUAAAGACAGAAGCCAGAAAACUGUCUCUAUUAGAAAUGUAUAUUUUUAUACAUGAAGAAGUUCAUCUCAAAGACACUUUGUGUGUCAGAAAAUACCUGUACCUCCAAAAAUAAAGGCCUCUCUAUGAAAUGAAUGAGAAACUUUUAUGUUGAUGAUCUAAUUGGCAGGUGGUGAUAGAGCUGUCUGAUGAUCUGAUAAAUGAUGUGGAGGAUUUAAAUUGUUAAAAAACAAAGUAGCAGCUGAAGCCUCUGAUCAGCUUCGUAUUCUCACCUGAACCAGCAGAUGGACGAGAAAAUCAAAGACACAAAAUAAUCAGACGCCUUCUGUUUGAAUUUAGAAAAGUGCAGAGAAAAAGUGCAGAGACUGAGCUUUUCCUUCUGCCAUUGCUUUUGAAUGCUAAUGCAGAGUUAUGGCCUCUCUCGCAGACGUACUAUAUUGAAACCUUAAUCUCAGUCUGAGGAAAGAAGCAUUAAGUUUUAAGUAAGGCCAGAAAUGAAACUUUAUGAGAAGUUAUCUAUCCAGGGAAUCACGUUUUUAUUUUAUUAUCAUUAAUAUAUUAAAGAUGUCAAGCACCAGGGUAUUUACUCAACUCUUGACUUUUUUUCUUUGAAACAGGAUAUGUAUGUUGUUGCUUUUGCCUUCACAUGCACCGAUCAAGCUCCUGUAAACACUUGUGCAUCGUGAGUCUUCUCGAGUCGGUUACAGUUCAUCGUCUCUUGAGGCGACAGUCGACUUAUUGUUCUGUGCAUCCGCUCUCUCUCUCUCUCUCUCUCUGUGACUGAUUAUUCCUCUAAUAAGGAUUAUUUAUGGCACGAGGAGUCCGUUUGAUUAAGACCGUUUAAAAUAUUGCCGUUAUGUAAGCGAAUGAAUAAAGUGCCUGUUUCCAAUAAAGGGAAGAUGACCUCCGGUGAACCGAUGACACCGACUGACUUCUGCUCGCUGUGUGCACUCUGAACAGAUCACUAUCUCUCCCCGUGCAUCUGUACAGCUCAUUUCUCCAAUACAAAGGGAGCUUGAUAUGAAAGAGAUGCUCUAAUGACGCCGCGCUGUAAUACACCGUGUGCGUUGUUGUUGUGUAACACAAUAUGAUAAUGUGCAAGUUGUCAUUUGUCAUUUUCUCCUUUAUUAGUUUUCAAAGUUAUUAGCUGUUGUCAGACCGGGGCCAUCGGAGUGUUUUGAUUGUCAUCGCUGUCAUCAUGUCUCGUGAUUUAAUUUUGUGCUUGUCUGACUUUACUUUAUUAUAUUUAUUAUUAUUAUUAUUAUAAUAAUUAUUAGGUUUGGCUCUCGGCCCCAGUGCCUUGGAUAAGAGGUGUCACUGUAUGAACGGUGGGAGGCGAUGACACUUUGACUGUAUCGGAAGCAAUAACAAUAUAUUUCUGUCUUGGGAAAAAGCCAUUUAUUUAUUCUUUCUUUCUGCACAAGUUUCACCAGGGUUCCUUCUCCGCUCUAUGAUCCCUCUGGAAUUUCCUAAUGAACAGUAAUGAGCUUGAGAGGGUGUGCAUUAAGUUCCUGAUGGUGUUUACUAAGUCUCGCUUGAUUGCUCCUCUCUGAACUCGCAUGCUUUUGUCUUGGAAGGUACCUCGUUAGUCAGUGCCACUCUGUAAGCUGCAGAACAACUAAUAAAAACAUUUUGGAUACCUGA
This is a messenger RNA of Limanda limanda (common dab), 4141 nucleotides long. RefSeq names its product NHL repeat containing 2 (gene nhlrc2). NCBI's taxonomy places the organism in Eukaryota, Metazoa, Chordata, Actinopteri, Pleuronectiformes, Pleuronectidae. The transcript is spliced from 12 exons. The coding region runs from base 1 to 2151 and encodes 716 amino acids. Gene Ontology annotation, molecular function: protein binding. The record is from RefSeq and is a predicted model, not a curated record.